AUGAGAUUGGCUGCUUCAGGAGUGAUUGUUGGCAAUGAUGUACAUUCUAACGCUGAGGCUGGCAUUGAUAUUCGCAAAAAUGCGGAUCCUCUUGUACAGAGGUCAGGAAUUGUAGUCCUUGGCAGCGGACGGGGGCACAUCAAGAACAAUAAUAUUUACAGCAACACAGAGGCUGGAGUGUAUGUUCUGUAUGGGGGAAAUCCAGUCAUUAGAGAAAAUUAUAUUUAUGAAGGUCGAGCAGCCGGAGUGGCAAUAUAUGCUGGAGGAAAAGGAUGCAUUAUUGAUAAUGCCAUCAGGGGAAAUCACUGGGGUGGCAUCGACAUUCGGAAUGGGGGCAGCUCUCUUGUCACGGGAAACAGUAUCGUCAGUGGAAUCAGUCAUGGCAUUGUGAUUGGUUUGGAUGGAAAGGCAUCGAUUGAAAAUAACCUAAUUAGUGGCAAUGCUGGCUGUGGAAUUUGGAUGAUGGCAACCAACAGCGUGAAAAUCCAAAGCAAUCAGAUCUGUAGCAAUGAGCACUGUGGAGUGCUGAUGUUAGACAAGACAUCUAGUUCUAUGGCAAGACAUUUGGACCCACUGCUAGCAGACGUGAAUCAGAGAGUAUUCUCUCAGUGCAGUGACCAGUUGCCAUGCCUUGAAACAAGCUCAGAUGUUGCUCUACUGCAGUACAAUAAUAUCUACUAUAAUAAAGGUGAAGGCAUCCAUGUAGAAAUGAACAAAGAAGUCCAGCUGUUAUACAACGCAGUUCAUGCCAAUAAGAAAGAUGGCGUCCUCAUGGUCCACAGUUCUGCAGCUAUUGUUGAGGGCAACAGUGUCACAAACAAUGGUGGCAGUGGAAUAGUGACUUCACUUUAUGACAAG
Molecule: messenger RNA, 858 nt
Organism: Candidula unifasciata
Lineage: Eukaryota; Metazoa; Mollusca; Gastropoda; Stylommatophora; Geomitridae
Source: the annotation of a GenBank genome assembly